GUUUUUGUUAUUUGAUUGUCAAUUAGAUUUAAUUUUUGUUUAACAUUAGGGUUUUAUAAAAUUAAAUCUUUUUUUAACAAUGGAUUUAGAUGUGAUUGCUAAUCAACCUAUUGUUAUUGAUAAUGGUUCAGGUGUUAUCAAGGCAGGUUUUGCCGGUGAUCAAGUUCCAAAAUGUAUUUUUGCCAACAUGAUUGGUAAACCAAAACACCUUCGGGUAAUGGCCGGAGCUCUUCAGUUGGAUAAUUUUAUUGGUAAAAAAGCUGAAGAGCAUCGUGGACUUUUAACAAUUAAAUAUCCCAUGGAACAUGGUAUUGUCACCGAUUGGAAUGAGAUGGAGAAAAUUUGGAGCUAUAUUUAUGCCAAAGAACAACUACAAACAUUCCCUGAGGAACAUCCCGUGCUACUCACUGAGGCUCCUUUAAAUCCAAGGAGAAAUCGUGAACGAGCUGCAGAAAUUUUCUUCGAAACAUUCAAUGUACCCGCUCUCUUUAUAUCUAUCCAAGCCGUCCUCAGUUUAUAUGCCACUGGUCGAACCACUGGUGUUGUUCUAGACUCUGGCGAUGGUGUAACUCAUGCCGUGCCUAUUUACGAAGGUUUCGCCCUUCCCAUGUCAAUAGUUAGGUCUGAUAUCGCUGGUAGAGAUGUAACCAGAUACUUGAAGCUUCUAUUAAGAAAGGAGGGUCUUAUUUUCAAUACCACCGCUGAGUUUGAAGUGGUAAAAAAUAUAAAGGAAAAAAUUUGCUAUAUCACCAGUAACCCUCAAAGGGCACUUGAUGAUCUCUCUGCAACAAACAAUGAAUUAGAGAAAAUCUUAUAUACCCUUCCUGAUGGUAAUCACGUUGAAAUAGGAGCUGGUCCAAGAGUUCGAGCUCCAGAGAUUCUAUUUAAACCUGAUAUCAUUGGCUGUGAAUUUGAAGGUGUUCAUGAUGUUCUGGCUUAUAGUAUACAAAAAUCUGACAUGGAUCUAAGGAAAGUUUUCUAUCAGAAUAUUGUUCUCAGUGGAGGAAGCACUUUAAUCAAAGGUUUUGGUGACCGUUUGUUGAACGAGCUUCGGAAGAUAACACCCAAAGAAUUGAAAAUAAGAAUCAGUGCUUCUAGUGAACGAUUAUUCUCAACCUGGAUCGGAGGAUCGAUUCUUGCAAGUUUGGACACUUUUAAGCGUAUGUGGGUCUCAAGAAAAGAGUACGAUGAAGCAGGUCACAGAGCGAUUCAUCGGAAAACCUUUUAGUUAUUGUUAUAUAUAAAAUUAUACAAACUCCAUACAACUUCAAGGUACUAUUUAAUUAUAAUAAAACUAUUUAUACCUAAGAACAAGCGGAAAAAAACACAA
This is a messenger RNA of Panonychus citri (citrus red mite), 1330 nucleotides long. It is a transcript of the gene Arp1, whose product is annotated as beta-centractin-like. The record is from RefSeq and is a predicted model, not a curated record. The coding region runs from base 80 to 1228 and encodes 382 amino acids. Lineage: Eukaryota; Metazoa; Arthropoda; Arachnida; Trombidiformes; Tetranychidae. The transcript has 6 exons.